Messenger RNA from Penaeus vannamei (Pacific white shrimp), 2034 nucleotides. Lineage: Eukaryota; Metazoa; Arthropoda; Malacostraca; Decapoda; Penaeidae. The record is from RefSeq and is a predicted model, not a curated record.
UCAGCCAGACUGCAGCUCAAGACUUAGCUUACAUCCCUCGCCACUACCAUGGGAGAGAUCCACACCCCACUUCCUCCUCCAGCAGGCCUACUCACCCUUUACACACUCCACACCAACAAGAGUCCUUUAGAUACAGAACAGAAUCAUCCAUGGAAAGUGAGGAAUUGAAGCACCGGUCUUCAAGAGAGCAUCGCUAUACAGCAGAAAAGACAGGAAAAGAGGAUGCUCAGGAGAGGAUGCAUAGUGGAAGACGUCCCCGAUAUGUGGUAUCUUCACUGGAGAGUGAGGAACUCAAUGACCACCUAGGGCAUAGUGAGCGUGAACCAUGCACAACCGACAGCGAGGCAGAGGACCGCACAACGCACUAUGAUGAAGAUGACUCACGAGACCCUUCAUGUUACACAGGCCAUUCCCGGGAGCUUGAUGAUACUGUGGCUUCUCGUGGAGCUGCUCCAGUGACUUCUAUGACCUCCCAGGAGCUUGGUGAUCAUCUAAGUCGAGAUCUAAAGCAGUAUCAGACCCGCAGGUCUCGCCAACAUCAAGAGGAUAAACGAGAAGCAGAGGGUGAUGAAGGCACACAUGGAGAAGAAUUGCAACGAUCCCAAAGCCAGGUGUCUUUCAGUCGUGACAAUGUACAGAAUGAAGUGUUUCUGGAGUUCGACAAUAUCUUUCGGCAACAUGGGCAGUACCUGAGUGGUGACCCUAUACCCCCAGCCUCCACAUUGGGCCGUGUCUCCAGGCGUACUACCGACACACUCCUCUCUGUAUCCCGCGCCAACACUCCUGACUCUAUUGAUAUGUCACAUCACCAUUCCUUUUCUCAUCACCGCGAUCACCGCACAAGUGAUCUGCCUUCCCCGCCUACAACGCCACCAAGAUUCUCUCCACCGCCAGCGCCGCCCCGACCCCCCAAGCCUGGCCACCUAAGUCAGCCAGGUACUCCCUCCCCAAAGGCAAAUCGCGCACGCCCCCCUUCUCCGGGAGAAGCCCCUCCUUCUCCACCGCGGCAUCAGCAUCCCUCUGGCAACAGAAAUAGUGAAGAAGAGCGCCUUAUCUGACAAAAGGCUGUGGGCCGAAGUUCCAGACCUUAGAAGCCCUGCCUUCUGUGCUCUCCCUCGCUGGUCAACCGUAGGCAAAGUGCUCAUAGCUGAAAAGUGGGAGAGGGUGUCUGUGUGUGCAGUGGAUCUCGAGGUACAUCCCAAAAAUGUUAACAUCUUGUGUGCACACCAAUGACAUCCCUCCCUUGCUCCCUUGAGAGGCAACAGUCCCGCAAUUUGUCUGUUGGAGAAGUCCUUGGUGGGGUAAGGGUGAAGGAGUGCACCGUAAUGGCCAGGCUUUAACUCUGGGGGUCGCCAGCGUCGUCAACAUGUAUACUAAAGAAAUAUUACAAAAGCUUCUUAGAUUUCGCAUAAGAUGCGAAAUGACCAAGAAGCUGCAAUAGAAUGCCGUAAUUGUACUUAUACUGGCGUAAUAAGGGCUUGUGGUGGCGGUUGGUGGUGGAGGGAACACGCACUAGUGAUGGGGACGAAGAUUACCAUUAGCUCAUGCUUGUGUCUGGGUUGCCUUAGUUAACCGGCAGGAUGAAGGCGUACGCGGUCGCUUGGUUCAGUGGUUCUCAGUCACUUGCAGUGGCUUGCGAAGACACGACCGAGCCGAUUCCAUCAUGAUAAUUGCACUGACCGUGUAUCAUUGCCAUUCCAUUGGUUUCUGUUAUAUAUUUGAAAUAACUUAGUGGUCACGGUUAUCUUAGAUAUCAACACUGUCUCAAUAAAAGAGUAAUGAGUUUGCACACCGUUAUGUGAUGUCAUUGUCGCUUAAUCAACCCACCACCAAUAGACUCCACCCGCGAGCAAUUUCUCUUUGCUCCACUGAACAUACUCACGCAUUAGACACAGGUAGACGGAUCCACGGACCGACCGACACACACACACAUAUAUAUAAUACACACACACAUACACAUUCACUCAAUGACUCACACUCGCUCACUCUCUCUCACACACUCGCACACUCACUCUCACACACACUCACACUCAC